Sturnus vulgaris (Common starling) is the source of this 2049-nucleotide messenger RNA. Lineage: Eukaryota; Metazoa; Chordata; Aves; Passeriformes; Sturnidae. The record is from RefSeq and is a predicted model, not a curated record.
UGCUGUGGAAGGUGUUGGGGCUGUGCGGUGCCGGGGAGGCAGCAGCAAGAGUCUGUGUGAGCAACAGCAGGAUGGAGGAGCCCAGUGGGAACCUUCCCAUCCGGAGAGACAUCCUCCUCUCCGAGUCGUGCUGCGGUCACGUCACCGUAACAAACCUGGUGGAAGUGCUGAGAUCUUUGGUGGCUUUAACUGACCCUCAGGAGGGGAAGCUGACUCAGUCUCAAGAGAAAGCACUAAACUUGCUGAGCAUUUGGAAAACUGUAUUUAGAGUUGUUCCUGGGCCUACAUCAAAGACCUCAGUGGAGUGACAGCUCGAAGAUGGGAGACCAGGAGGCAGGUGAGCCUUUUCUGGGGAUAGUGGCUGAUGGUGCCAGAGACUACGAAGGAGCUCUGCCCUCAGACACAGUGUCACUCAGCGAUUCUGACUCUGAUGACUUGGGACUGCCAGGUGAAGCAGAAGUUGAUACAAUAUCUCCUGAGGAGCCCUCUGUAGAGGAAGGGGAUUUCAGAUCAGGAGAGACACCUGACUCUUCAAACAGCAGGCACAGAUCUCCUGUCCAGCCAUUCCACCUGAAGGGCAUGAGUUCUACGUUCUCUCUCCGUAGCCAAAGCAUUUUUGAUUGCCUGGAAGAGGCAGCCAAGCUGUCUGUGCCCUCAAUGCCUGAAGAUAAUGUUGUUGAUGGGAGGUUUAAGCGUCCAUUGCCUCCGACCACAGUUUCAGGUAACACGGUCCCAGAAAACAUGGGAAGGCAAGGCAGACCAGUGCAGGCUCCCAAAACCUCUCCUGCAGUGCCUGACUAUGUGGCACACCCAGAGCGCUGGACCAAAUACAGCCUAGAGGGAGUUUCUGAGUCCAGUGACAAGACUAACAGGGCAGUGGCCAUGGAAUUUCUAGGUGCUUUGAAGAAAAGAGGGGAGCAACAGAGCUCAGCUACUCAAGAUAGCUACACCCCAUCCUUCAACCAGGACCCUUCCAGCUGUGGAGCUGGGAGGAUUGUCUUCACCAAACCAACUAAAAGAGGUGUUGAUGGACUGGAAAAGAAAACAUCAACAGGAGAGGAUGAUAAAGAUCAGAAAGGAAAAUCUCUUAAAAAGACUGAUGACUUGAGGGAAGAAGAUAAGGUUGAGCUGGGACACUUAGACAGUGACAGUGGAAGGGCAGCAGAGGAGGAGGACUGCAUGAUGGAGGGGGACCAGAACACAGAAUAUAAACCUGAUGCAAGGCUUAGUGGUGCAGGUGAAGAGCCAUCGUUGGGAACAGUUGGAUUCCACUGCAGUAAGAAGAAAAGCAGGAAAAAUUUCCGACCUAAAGUAGAUGAUGAAGGGGAGGAGGAGGAGGAGUCCUGAAGAUUGAAGCACAUUGGAGACAUGCCAGAACUUGUCUUGUUCAUUUUUUUUUUUCUGGUCUGAAAACCAUGUGAUAGCUUUCUGUCCAACAGUUUGCAUCAUAGCCACCAAGAACUUUUAAUAUUUUAGAAAUUAAGCUACCUAAAAUAAACCCCAGACUUUCUGUUUAUGAGAAGCUCAUGGUAACAGGAUAGUUGCAUCCUGGCAGGAGGGAAUAAAGUGUGCUUUGUUUGCUUGAACAGCUCCCUGGGUCUUGCUUUGGAGCUGAAGUAUCCAAAGAAACAGAAGUGUUAGCUAAAAGGCUGCAGGGCUUCCUAGUAACUCUCAGUUUUUGGAAUUGGUCCCAAAUCCUGUGGAAUCCUAGAGAAAAGGUGAUGAGCUCAUUAUGUAGAGAUGUUUAAACAAUGAAAAUAAAAUUUAGUCUUCCACUGGAUGUGAUUUCUCCUGGCUCUCCCCCAGGAAGGAAAACCCUUUAACUUUUUUGUUUAAAAACAUCCUUCUCUCAUUGCCUUUGAAGGUGAAAGCACAACAGUGCCGUUAUGUGAUGUGAUGAUCUGCACCUUUGUAUGUCCUUUCCAGGAGGUGUUGCUUCCAUGCUGAUUCUGUAUGUGGAUUGGGGUAUUUGUGGAAAUGAGAUUCUUAUGCCAGAACUGGAGACUUUUUUGUUCUAUGUGAUACAAUAAACUUUCAGUUGUAACUUGA